Molecule: messenger RNA, 891 nt
Organism: Parasteatoda tepidariorum (common house spider)
Lineage: Eukaryota; Metazoa; Arthropoda; Arachnida; Araneae; Theridiidae
Product: ATP-dependent DNA helicase PIF1
Source: RefSeq, a predicted model, not a curated record
AUGCGCGUUGAUCCCGAAGAAGAAGAAUUCGCGAAAUACCUGCUAAAGCUCGGCGACGGGGAACUCGAAGUGAAUGAACUCGGCGAAAUAGAAGUCCCAGAAGAAAUUCGCUCUGGUGGUAACCUCAUCGAUGAAAUCUUCGGACCAUGCCUCAGAAGUGGGAACUACGAAGCAAUGAAGAAUCGCGCUAUUCUUGCACCAUUGAACGACGAUAAGGACAAGAUCAACGAGCAGAUUAUCGCUAUGCUUCCAGGCGAAGAGAAGACAUACACAAGUUUCGACUCGGUAAAGGAUCAACAUGAAGGGGGAAUUCAAUUCGCGCCUGAAUUCCUGAACUCGAUCAACAUCGCCGACUUGCCUCCACACAAUCUGAAGCUCAAGAAGAACGCCAUCAUCAUGCUUCUCCGAAACUUGGACGUCUCUGAAGGAAUGUGCAACGGAACACGAUUGAUUGUCACCGAACUUUGCAACAACAUCAUCAAGGCUAAGAUCAUCACCGGUGAACACGCAGGCCGACAAGUACACCUUCCAAGGAUCACGCUCGACUCCAGCAAAUCACAGCUUGGCGCAACUAUGCAACGGCACCAAUUCCCAGUUACUCCAGCAUUCGCCAUUACGAUACACAAGUCACAAGGCCAAACAUUCGAAUUCGUCGGCGUGCUUCUCCUCACGACGGUCUUCGUGCACGGAAUGCUCUACGUCGCGUUUUCAAGAGUCAAGCGUCAAAGUGCGUUGAAGGUCCUGCUGCCUCCUGAGAAUCCAACCCACACCCGAAACGUCGUAUGGAAGGAAGUCCUGAACAAGAGAAACUCACCAGCCGCACCUGCCUCUCCGACAAGAAACUACCUGGACAACAUGGAAGACUUCGCAAUCGGUCACCCGCUGGUAUAA